This is a messenger RNA of Brienomyrus brachyistius, 7856 nucleotides long. Its product is annotated as Krueppel-like factor 13. The record is from RefSeq and is a predicted model, not a curated record. The transcript has 2 exons. Lineage: Eukaryota; Metazoa; Chordata; Actinopteri; Osteoglossiformes; Mormyridae. Gene Ontology annotation, biological process: regulation of transcription by RNA polymerase II. Gene Ontology annotation, molecular function: DNA-binding transcription factor activity, RNA polymerase II-specific; RNA polymerase II cis-regulatory region sequence-specific DNA binding. The coding region runs from base 354 to 1094 and encodes 246 amino acids.
UAAUUCGAAAGCAUUAUAUUGUCACAGUGCAGGAAAGAGGGAGGUGAGAUGCAACGAUGGGAGUUUUCAUUUUAAAUCUACUAAACUUUUCGGUAAUCGUAUAGGCGACAAAAUUACAAAGCAUUGGGAGAGACCUCGUCUGACGCACUGACGUUUCGAUUUCGACCGGUUUGCGAACAGGAUGUUCAUUUUGAUAGAAGCCGGUAAGGUCAUAAAGUGAGUUUUGUAAUGAGUGACCUAGCUACUACCUCCAUAUCAGCAUCACAGAAAAGGAUCAAAGGGGAACGGAUGAUUUUAACACGCAGUUACUUUUGAAUGUCACAUAUAAACAGGGAUUGUAUCUCUUAUACGAAAUGGAUCAUUUUGCUGCAGAGUGCCUUGUGUCAAUGUCCAGUCGGGCUAUUGUCCAUGGUCCUAGAGGGAACAGGGAGAUAAAACAAGAAACGGUAUCUGCCCCAAGGAUCGGAGAAGAGAGUAAAGAUACGGUGGCGAAAGACAACUUUGUGGUGGCCAGAAUUUUAGCAGAUUUCAACCAGCAGACCUCAGCCAGUCCAUUCGACCAGACAAAAAUAAAAGACGAGAACAAACAGUCACCGCUUUCAAGCGACGAUGGAAACGCUGCCACACCUACCACCAUCAACGGUAGCACCGGUCCCAAACAAAGAGUCAGGCGCAUGAGAGGAAGCGAGCACGAAUCUCCCCAAAAGAAGCACAAAUGCCACUAUUCAGGGUGUGAAAAAGUUUAUGGCAAAUCGUCUCACCUUAAAGCCCACCUAAGGACACAUACAGGAGAGCGGCCCUUCCCCUGCACCUGGCCGGACUGCAGUAAGAAGUUUGCUCGCUCCGACGAGCUGGCACGGCACUACCGCACGCACACCGGGGAGAAGAAGUUCGGCUGCCCGCUGUGUGACAAGCGCUUCAUGCGGAGUGACCACCUGAUGAAGCACGCCCGGCGCCACUCUGGCUUCGAGCCCGGCAUGCUGAAGCGGCCCUAUGGGCCUACCUUGGGCGUGGCCGCACGCACCGGUUCGCUCAGCGACUACAGCCGCUCGGACGCCUCCAGCCCCACCCUGAGCCCUGCCAGCUCACCUUAAGCCCCACCCCCCUCAUCCAAACCCCGCCCACCCACCUUAAGCCCCACCCGCACUUUCCUUCCUGGCCAGGCGGAUGCCCGCGGGCCCCGUCACACGCGUGUUGCACACUCGUCCGCUGCCUCCUAAGCGCUAAUCCCCUGUUCGCUUGCUGCACUGUAAAUAACGGCCUGUUGUAGUGCAAUCUUUUGUGCAACUCAAAAGAAACAGAAAAAACCAAAAAAAAAAAAAUAAUAAUUGAAAACACGCCUUCCCCAGAAGGUCAUCUUUGCUUAGUAUUCAAUAUUUAUGUACUGUUUUUAGCUUACGGCACUCACCGGGGUAUCGAUAAUGUUCUUAUUUAAGUUUUUCUUUAAUUUUAAGCAACUCAUUUCAGGUUUAAAAAUAACAACAAAAAUUAGCAACGAGGAAUAAAAAAGACAGAUGAAUUGAGCGGUAAAUAAAGUAUUCUUCACCUUUAUUUAAAUUGGGGAGGGGGGGGAUCACAUCUACACCUCAGGAUUCAGGACAGUUGUUUUCUUAACUACUUACUUGACUGCACAAUACAAACAUCACUUUACUCCGAAAUUCAACUGGGUUGAAUUUUGUUCCCCGCUCAGGGACGGCUUUGCUAGCUUGAAAGAGUGAAUGCAAUGAAGACAAACACACAGAAAGCAGCCUUACACUCAACAAGAUUUGAACUCUUUUUUUCCCCUUUUUUCAUCUGUUAGUUUUCACACUGGGGGAAACUAACACUGGAUUAAUGUCACUCAGCCCGAGGUUUAAGUUCUGCUUUUGUUUCCUUCCCCCCCAAGGCUUCAUUCUCGUUUCUCCGUUUCUCAGUGUGUGGGAAUAAAACCGGAUCUCCAUUAAAACACAGCAACCUCAGUGACUCCAUUUCUGUUCUCUUAAAGGGAAACAUUUCAGACAUGAGGCCCGGGUCUCUCACCCCAGGUUAUUUGUCCUGCACUAAAACCCCAACCUGCCCAGCCAGAAUAACGAUCAACGGGAUUUUAAAUGGCUCAAAUUUAGAUGAUUGAAGUUUCAAAGCAGCUGUUUACAAAUUAAGACCUACACAUCCAGCAAUACAAGGUGUCAGUGUCUGAUUGUGGAAGAAAGGGACUUGCAACAGUUAACCCCCCCCAAGAGCACAGCAGAGCACAUGCCACACCCCCCAGGCCAACCCGAGGGUCACAUCUGUGUUACAGGACAUCAUAAACCACUGAGAAGUGGCUGUUUCCUCUUCCUGUCCCAAAAGACUGGCUCCUAUCAGCUGCAGGAAUGCAUCCAUCUUGCUGGAGUUGGGGGAUCCGAUCGUUAGCCAAUGGCGCUGUUUGCCUUUCCCGUCACUCUCAAGCUGCCAUUAGAGGGACAUCCCACUUAGGGGCAGGCCAAUCUUGGGCCCAAAGGACCCCUGGCCCCUGACAAGCUGGGAGGAUUUUGGCAGAUUCCUGGCAAGGCACCAGCGUCUAGUUAGCAACGGCUAUCUGGAAAAGACAGUGGGGCACCCCUGAUCCAGAGGCCCUAGAUAAGGGCCGGCAUCACCAGGAGCUGACCAAUCAGAAGAGCCCACACCCAGUUUCACACAACGGAAACAGGAUGCCAGCUGUCAAGCCCGGGAAGAGCCACUGCAGCCUCUGAGGGCUUAUCGAUAGGGGGCUUAACUGGAUCCUCACUGGGGAAAUGCAGGAACAGGGCGCCGUGAACUCUACCCUGCAUUGCAUCGUGGGUACUUCACUGAGGCGCGCUGAUAGGGAAUCCAGGAUUUCUGGAAAGGUGGGGCACUUUUUACAUGAUUUCAGGAAGAAGUCUUGCCACGUCUUGAAAAGACCUGCUGCAUUACUGUCCCAUCAUGGGGACGGGGAGGGGCUGCUGGCUGGUACCGCAACCCCCCCAGAGCCUCGAGAGUUGCAUUAAGAGACUGCAGCAGGGUUUGGGGGGGGGGGGGGGCUCCACGUCCACUUUGUUGCGGCCGCUGUAGUGUGUGGUAGAGUACAUUACCUCUUACCUCUGAAAGCUUUCCGACAGCUGCUUUUAAACUCUCCCUCUCAUGACAUGCUGUCUCUGUGCCCCCCUCCCCCGCUUAACGCGUCGCCCUGAAACAUAUCAGUCAGCCGGCAGAAGGGAAGAGUGCGGCCGAUUCACACUGAUGUUUCCCGGCUAUAGCAAUGCAAUAUUCACUGCUAUAAUCACCCUCCCUAGUUCUGGGUAAAGGCUGCAGGGGCCCACGAGCACUGGGGACUUAGCCAGAGGACAGAGAGCCAUGCAGCCUGAGUCACAUGUUAGCCCGCCAGCCGCUCCUCUCUGGUCAGUGUCCCCCCCCGCUUGUAUGACAAGGGAAGCAGAUCUAGGACCAUGAACGGGCCCCUUGUCUCCCCACCUCCACCCAGGCCACCUCUCCUGCUCCCCCCCCCCCCCCCCCCAGUGUUUUCCUUAAUGAAACACCACUGCAGCUGCCCUGUAACGCCAAAACCAGCUCCAGGCGGACGACCCUUGCACACCUAGGGAUUCCUCUGUGUGCCGAAACCGGAGAACGACAACCUUCUCUCGUGUCCUAGGAAUCGCCGUAAGACACAGCUCUACCCACAAUCCCCCUCUGCCUGUCACUUGAUCAGCAGUGAUCACUAGUCACAUGAUCAGCAGUGGCUGGGCUUUAAUGGCCAGUCGAGAAUAAACAUGACGAAAUCUGCCACUCACUCAUCAACAGGAAGUAAACAGGGAAGAUUCACAAGCGGUAGUUUGAUUUAUAGGUUUAUCAUAUAUAGAUGCCUAGAUAUAUAUAAACCUAUAUAUGUUAAUACUUGAAAGAGAAAAGGUUAUUAGAGGACAGUCUCCUCUGGUGUCCGGAUGUCUUGUGCUGUUUGCUACAUGGAUAAUGCUUUAGGGCUGCCACUGUACAGUUUCAUGCCCCCCCCCCCCACUCAGCUGAUCCUCUGUAGCCCCCAUGCACCGCUCGACACUGCAGGCCAGUGUAGGAGCAAACGCAUUCAGAAGGCUCCCCCUACCACCCCCAGGCUGUACGGUGAUCCCCGCACCCGAACCACUCAUUACGUCGCCGCUCUGCAAGUUCAGGGGUAAACAGCAGGUGAGCCGCGCAGUGACUUUCCCUCAGAGCCUCACUGCGAGGCCUUACUGUAUCACGCUUAUUUGUCGGGUUGCCGGCGGCCGGCUUUUGCUAGCAUACCGAGAGAAACUUCCAGAAAGAGGGAUGAAAGAUUCAGCUGUUCUGCUUUUGUUUAAUACAGUUUCUUUUGUUUUCACUGUACCAAACUACUUGAGACACAUGAGAAAUGCCAAUUUCUAACUGCCUGACGUGUAGCUCAUCAGUAUUUAUUUAGUGCUUGGCUAACAAAUUAGCAUUUAACUUCACGGUAUUGUGGGAAUAUUCAUUUUAAUCUGUAUAUGUUCUUUUAAUGGGUUGUUUUUCCCCCAAAUACUUUUACUGUUUUAAUGUCAUGUUUUGAUUAUUGUGAUUAUUAUCUCUCUGUUCUGUAUUCUGUCUGUAUUUCCAUUAUUUGUGUCAUUAAUUCAGCUCAUGGCAUCGUCCUGUCAUUACCCUCUCCAGACACAUAGAGUAAUGAAUACUGAAAAUGAAAGCGCAAACUCUUCUAUUUUACAGAGACACUGAAUUUUAUUGUUGUUAUAAAUAUUAUUAAUAAUAAUGAUAUGCUUUCCUGAAUAUAAAGGUUUCUUCUGUCUCUCAGCACAUGGGACACAGGAAGUAGCAUGAUGUGACAGGAAGUAUCGUGACCUGAAAUGAGGAGGGAAAUUGCGAGACAUUUUAGCUACUCGGUUGCAUUUCUACAUUAUCCACCCACGUAACCAUAGAGACCACAGCAUUGUGAUGUACUACAUUAUACAUAUAAAUAUAUACGUUUUUACUUAGUUGCUUCUUUUUAUAUGUGCCGAACUAUAUGGGGAACAUAUCAUACACACACUGACAUGGCGUUUCUGUGCCCAGUGAAGAAGGGAAUUUCCAAGCGGGUUGCAAUUCUUGUCCUUUUGGGUGUUCCCAGAAUCACAACAGCAUGCCGAGGGCACUGACUUUACACCGUUUCAAUGUCACACGACUGUAUGACUGUAUGUCAAAUGUGAUCGUCCCUCUUUAGCGCAGUCGUCACACAUCCGGCGUCAUAUUUACCGCCAGCACUCGACAUUAUCGGUGUACUGCGCGUGCUUCAGGAUGACGUGAACAAGUCGUGUGAAAUCAACUUUAAACCUGUGUGCCAAAGGCAGGUAGAAGACCAUUCCAUUAAUAAGACGAAAUUGGAAAAAUCCGUAGUGAUGUUUUCGAAGCGUAACAGAACAUAACUCUUUUUUGUAUGAAUGACAGAUUCAGACUUGUGUGCAGGAUUGAAUGGAGUUUUUUUCGUGUAUUAAAUCAAUUUUAGUUUUAAAACUGCAGCUGACUUGCUAGUAAUGCGCUUUGUUACAUUUGAUUCCAAUAAGAUGUUGAAUUAUCAUGCUGUACAGGAUAAAUGUAAUGCAGUUUGGUAUAGCGGAUCUCUGGUUAAUUCUCCUGCUCUGUACAAGUCUAUGUCUGUCCAUUCCGAAUCUGCCAGCAUCACCACAUGCGGCCACCCAGUGUACCACAGCUUCAUGUUAAUUGUAUAUAUUUAUUUUUUACAUCUUCUGUACACCGACUGUGAUUCAUUAAUUAUAAGUCUUUGUGAGUAAUAGACUUGGUACUUUUUUUCUUCAAAAAUGUAAACGUUGGCUUUUUUAUAAUUUUUUUUUAGUUCUUUUGUUUAGUUUAGUUGUGUUUUUCUAAGAGUGCUUCUUCUCUGUCCAGUAGGCUGGUUCCUCAGGCAAACCUUCUGCUGUUUCGUUUGAAAUCUGAGCUCUGUGAUAAAAGGGAAUUUGGAAAAACUCACUCACUGUCCAUCCUGUCGGUGUCGUUUAUGGACGGUGAAGGCUCCACAUCUCCAGACGUGGGAUUCGGGCCUGCCAGGCUUCCCAGACACCCAUCGUCCUGCAGCCCGAGCCCUUCCCAGUGAUGGCUGAAUGACGAGGACUUGGGAGUUUUGUCUCCUUGGAUACUGCUGCUGGUGGCCAUGGAAGGCACCUUGGCGGUUGCUCUCCACUGUGCGCUUGGUGUUCUCUGCUGAGGACACGGCCUCUGGAGCAGCCGUCGGCAAUGUGAACCAGAGUAGUGAACCCCUCUGCUCUAAGCUGCAUCUGGGCAGGUGCCCAGGGAGGCUUAUGACAAUAUGAGAUGAAAUCGGAGACAACUGAUUAACCAGCAACGCCUGUUGACUGGCAUGAAACGAGUGAGAUGAUAUGCUAGUAUAUGUGUUGCAAAGAACUAGACUUGCUAACCACGUUGAGUUAGUUACCCCUCCUUAUUUCAUGUAGACUAUAUUCAGGAAUCGUAACCAAAGGAAAGAUGAAAGAUGUCCCUAUGAUGUUCGGUGACUGUAUGCAGACGUCACCAUGAGAAUCUGCACGGCCGUCAAACGGCUCCCGCAUCCCCACGUCCGUGCUGACGUGCGGUUAGCUCCACCACCAUCCUGCACGCCACCCUGGCACGGCCCGGUGUUUUCCCGGUGAUCCCCUGGGGUCCGCCAGUUAUGCCGUUUUUGCUGGUGUGUCUUCACGACACCUCACACGCGUUUCGUCACAGGCUUGUUGGGUGAGCCUUUUGCCGUGACGUUUUCUUUAAAGGUCUCCAUGUUGGAACAGGACAAUUGCAGAAGCCAUGUAAUCAUUACCUUGGUUUUACUCAAUAUCUGGACGUAUUGAGGCCUGUUGAGUUUUUUCCGAUGCCUACUGCGAAGACAUUUGAAUACGUGAAUACGUGCACAUUUACUAAUCCGUGAAGAAUGUCAGUUAUACCCAGUCAUUGUUUUUCAUGGAUUAUCUGACCAGAGGCAGUAAUACUGCGUGAAGCAGUUUGGAAGCCUGAGCUGGUAACCAGCAGCUAGUGACCACGCUUCGAGAAUCCCGCUCCCCAUAUGCCUCUUUUAGCGGAUUAUAUUUGGGCCUCGGGUCAGUGGUCGUCUCGAACACUGUGAUCAUACACAGAUGUACAAAUAAUGAUGUGAGCCAGUGAAAAUACGAGGUUAGCACUGGCGGAGAUUAAAACAAUUCAGCGCCACCUUCAGAUGGUGAAGCCCGGACCUAGCUUAGGUCAUGUCUCACCCUGAAAGCCUGUGGGACAGCGAAUCCAAUGGCAAUACGUCUUAAAAGUGUGACAUGUUGGAUCAAUCUGUUCACUUACGCUCCCAGAGUCAAUGCAUGGUCUUUAUGCUGCCUGGACUGUAUCCUCCAGCAUUGCAUAGGAUUUAAUAAUUGCGAAAUCUUCAGUGUGGCUGUAGACCAUUGAGCAGUACCUGCCCUUUAGAUUCCCCCCUGAACAAACUUGCCUUUCUGAUGGAUCUCUCUCUCUGUCUUUUGUACAUCACCUGCGAUGCCUGUUCUGAGCAUUUAAUGGUGCUUAUUCGCUGCCCUGCACCAGUGUUCCCUGCUUUGUGAGAUAACUUCGGCCAGUUCAGUCCCUCCUCUCCUGUUACCACAGUAAAGCCGUGUAACAUACUUCUCAAUCAACCAAAUCACUACGUUGAAGUAUUGCCGUUGUACAGUUCCAUAAAUGAUAUAGAUCUUAAUGUGCUGGUCUGUUGUCGCUCUGCUGUACCUUUUUAUGAAAUUAUUUUUUACUUGUUAGACAAUAUAUUGUGACUAUGUCCUAUGCAAAAAAAUUAACAAAAUGUAAAAUAUUGUCUGUUGUCUUACCUUGUAUGCAUGAAUUAGUGAAGUUUACAUUUGGAAAUAAAUUCAUAAAUAAAG